This is a messenger RNA of Euleptes europaea (tarantolino), 2463 nucleotides long. It is a transcript of the gene CAPRIN1, whose product is annotated as cell cycle associated protein 1. The record is from RefSeq and is a predicted model, not a curated record. Gene Ontology annotation, molecular function: RNA binding. Bases 1 to 2124 code for a protein of 707 amino acids. Lineage: Eukaryota; Metazoa; Chordata; Lepidosauria; Squamata; Sphaerodactylidae. Gene Ontology annotation, cellular component: cytoplasm. The transcript is spliced from 18 exons.
AUGCCCUCAGCCACCAGCAGCGCGAUGGCGGGCAGCGGCGGUAAAGCGGCCAGCGAGGCGGCGGCGGCAGCUCCGUCCCAGGCGGCGGCGGCGGCGAGUGCGGCCGCGGCAGUUCCGGGCGGCGGCACGAGUUCGGUCCAGACCGAGGCCAUGAAGCAGAUCCUGGGCGUCAUCGACAAGAAAUUGCGCAACCUGGAGAAGAAAAAGGGCAAACUUGAUGAUUAUCAAGAUCGAAUGAACAAAGGAGAACGCCUUAACCAAGAUCAGCUGGAUGCUGUGUCCAAGCACCAAGAAGUCAGUAAUAACCUGGAAUUCGCUAAGGAACUACAGAGGAGUUUUAUGGCACUGAGCCAGGAUAUUCAGAAAACGAUAAAGAAGACAGCUAGACGGGAACAACUAAUGAGAGAAGAAGCUGAACAAAAACGUUUAAAAACAGUACUUGAACUACAGUACAUUUUGGACAAGUUGGGUGAUGAUGAAGUGCGCAAUGAUCUAAAACAAGGAACAAAUGGAGUGCCGGUAUUAACAGAGGCAGAAUUGUCAACACUAGAUGAAUUUUACAAGCUAGUUGAACCUGAACGGGACAUGAAUGUGAGGUUGAGUGAUCAGUAUGAACAGGCAUCCAUUCAUCUCUGGGACUUAUUGGAAGGAAAGGAAAAACCUGUAUGUGGAACAACCUAUAAAGCCCUAAAAGAAGUCAUUGAACGCAUUCUGCAAACAACUUACUUCGAUAGUACCCACAGCCAUCAAAAUGGACUAUGCGAAGAAGAGGAGACGGCCCCUGCACCGGCAGUGGAGGAUCCUGUUGCAGCACCUGAGCCAGAGCCAACAGAAGAAUACACUGAACCCAGUGAAGUUGAAUCAACAGAGUAUGUAAACAGACAGUUCAUGGCAGAGACUCAGUUCAGCAGUAGUGAGAAGGAACAGGUAGAUGAGUGGACAGUUGAAACUGUUGAGGUGGUAAAUUCACUCCAGCAACAACCACAGGCUACAUCUCCUCCAGUACCAGAUCCCCAUACGCUUACUACUGUGGCUCAAGCUGAUCCUCUUGUUAGGAGACAACGAGUACAAGACCUUAUGGCCCAAAUGCAAGGCCCCUACAACUUCAUGCAGGACUCCAUGCUGGAAUUUGACAACCAGGCGCUCGAUCCUGCUAUUGUUUCAGCCCAGCCCAUGAAUCCAGCACAAAACUUGGACAUGCCACAGAUGGUUUGCCCUCCAGUUCAUAGUGAAUCCAGACUUGCUCAGCCUACCCAGGUUCCUGUGCAGCCUGAAGCUACACAGGUCCCUUUGGUUUCUUCCACAAGUGAGGGAUAUACAGCAUCCCAGCCCAUGUAUCAGCCUUCUCAUUCAACAGAGCAGCGGCCUCAGAAAGAAUCAAUUGACCAGAUUCAGGCUUCAAUAACUUUAAAUGCAGACCAGACACCAACAACAUCGCCGCUUCCAGCUGCAACCCAGCCUCAGGUAUUCCAGGCUGCCACUAGCAAACCUUUGCAUAGCAGCGGAAUCAAUGUCAACGCAGCUCCAUUCCAGUCCAUGCAGACAGUAUUUAACAUGAAUGCACCUGUUCCUCCUGUCAAUGAGCCAGAAACCUUAAAGCAACAAAAUCAGUACCAGACCAGUUACAGCCAGUCUUUCUCCAGUCAGCCUCAUCAAGUAGAGCAAUCAGAACUUCAGCAAGAACAGCAGCUCCAGACAGUGGUUGGCACCUACCAUGGUUCCCCGGACCAGUCCCAUCAAGUGGCAGGUAACCACCAGCAGCCUCCGCAACAGAAUACUGGGUUCCCACGUAACAGUCAGCCUUAUUAUAACAGCCGGGGAGUGUCUCGUGGUGGAUCACGCGGCACUCGAGGCUUAAUGAAUGGAUACAGGGGACCAGCCAAUGGGUUUAGAGGAGGGUACGAUGGCUACCGCCCUUCAUUUUCCAACACUCCAAAUAGUGGUUACACACAGGCACAAUUUAAUGCUCCUCGAGACUAUUCCAACUACCAGCGGGAUGGAUAUCAACAGAAUUUCAAGCGUGGCUCUGGACAGAGUGGUCCUCGGGGAGCCCCUCGAGGUCGUGGAGGGCCCCCAAGACCCAACAGAGGGAUGCCUCAAAUGAAUGCUCAGCAAGUGAAUUAAACUAAUUCACAGGAUUACAUUUAAACGCCAAAAACAUACUGGCCAGUGUACCAUACAUGUUACCAGAAGAGUUAUCUCUUUGUUCUCCUUUUUAGGAAGUUCAUAGUAAAGGGAUUAUUUUCGUUGCCCAUAAAGACAGGACUACAGUUGUCAACUUUAAUAUUACCUGGAUAUGGAAAGAAACAAAGUUUACUCUGCAUGUUCUAGCCUAAGCGUCAUCUUGAGCCUUGCACAUGAGUUCCAGAAUUUUUACUCUUGCUCUGAUUAAAAGCAAAAUUAGCAGUUUCAGGGUAAUGAAAAUCUCAGUAGUUCACAGGCAGAAAUGGCCCAAUAACUGAC